AUGCGCGCCGCCUCGCCUCCUAGCCUCGCCUCACUUCGCUGCGCAGCCAUCGGGGCACCAUGCUGGGACGUCUCCUGGGCAGUCUCCGGCCGUUCCGCCGGCCCGGCUGCGCGUCCCAUCUGCCUCUCAGAGUGUCCGGGAGCAUUUGGGAAAGACCCCCAAUGGUAGCCUUGAACCGUGCUUCCAGCACAGAAAGCGGAGACCCCCCCAGGCCAGUUGGGCGAUACCCAAUUCCAAACAAGAAAGAUUUGCCCUAUGAUAUCGUGGAGCUCAUGGAGGAAGUAGAAGUAAAGACUGGAUUUUUGCCCAAUGUAUUUAAGACAAUGGCUCAUCGGCCAGCAGAAUUCAGAUCAUUCUUUGCUUACUACAAUGCCAUUAUGAACAAGGAGACGGGAAACCUAACCAAGGCUGACAAAGAGCUUAUCAUAGUGGCCACGAGUAUUGUUAACCGGUGUCCCUACUGUGUGGUUGCCCAUGGUGCCUUGCAUCGAAUAUACUCUAAGAAACCAACUCUAGCUGAUCAGGUCACAGUAAACUGGAGAAUGGCUGAACUAAGUGAUCGAGAGCUGGCUAUGCUGGAGUUUGCCCUUGCAGUCUGCCAUGCAGAGAACAUCUCCGAAGAGCACUUUCAGAAGCUAGAGGCACAUGGGUUUGACCGGGAAGAUGCUUGGGAUAUUGGCGCCAUUUCAGCCUUCUUUGCCAUGUCCAACCGCAUAGCUCACUUCAUAGAUCUACGCCCCAACCCGGAAUUCUACACCAUGGGAAGGAUACCAAGAGAAAAAGAGAAGACGGCAUCCUCUUAACAGGGCCUGCUGGCUUCCCCUGUCUUUGCAACAGCACAGACACCAAGGACACCUUUUUCUGAUUAUUGCCCACAGGGUAUGAGAUCAAACUGGCAGACAGAAGAGAAUGGGCUUUCUUCCCAUUGGGCAAAACCUUAAGGACUUCUUCCAGCUGAUAUUUCUUGAAAUUAGAUCCUUGAAAGACAUGGCAAGUUCAGGUGCUUGCUGGGUUGCGAUGAAACAGCUGAGUGAUAUAUUUGGAAGGAAGCUGCAGAACUUUUGUCAUACCUAUAAUUCAGUUUAACAGGGUCUGCUUAGGGUUUUGCAUAUGCCAGGGUUACGCCCAUCUUCAUAUGGGCUGGGGAAUUUGUCCCAGUGUCCUUGCAAGAGAGGUCUAUUCCCCACCCUCCUUUCUCUCAGCCGGUCUUGUUCCUUGAGAUAAUGGAACCAUAAUUCUGAUAAGGAGGUUGAGACAUCAAGAAAGUGUAGGUUGUCAAGGCCUCUUUGAAUCACUUUUUGUCACAGAGAUUAAUACUUGAUAAGAAACGUGCGCUUCGUAAUGUAAAAAUGGUGACAUCAGCAUCUUUUUUCCCAUCUGGGAAGCUGAUAAUGUACACGGCAGUUUCUGAUGCACAUACCUGGGGCCCCUUGUCAAAGACCAGUUUACACAGUGGAAAAAUAGGCGUCAUUUGGGAUCUGAACCAGCGCUCUCUGAGAGUCUGUCCAAUCACUUCUUUCUCCUGAAGAAUAUGUCUGCCUUUUAGUUACAGAGUAAUUUUUUUCUUUUAUUUCUUACUUAUUUUUUCUUUAUCUUCUUUUAUUUCUUGUAUGUUUUUCUUUUUUUCUUUUAUUGAUUUGUCUUUCCCCCUAACAGUGCAACGCUAAGCAGGGGUUACCUUCACUUUUGGAACAUUUGCCUUUUCCUCUGCCUCAAAUUGGAUUUAUGGAACUGUUUAAUUUACCAAUUAUGUUAACUGGGGGGUGUGCACUUACUGUUGUAUCCACCUAGACCUGAGAGGUACCUGCAAAGUAGGCUGGUAUCAGAUCCAAAAAUGUAUUUUAAUGAUUUAUUCACCUCCUUAAACUUGUUGCUGUUUUUCCCAUCUAAUAACAUCCCUAGAAGGGAGUACAACCUUAUUUAAUCCUGUUCCUUCUAUUGAUUGUCUAGAACAAUCUCUUAAUUUUAGCCUAGGACAGGUUGGAUACAAUGUGUGUUUGUUCAGAUAAGUCAGCAGGUGAAAGUAAUUGAGCUGUUUGUCUGCAGUAUCUAGUAAAAUGAGUCUGAUAUGAAGUGUGUGUGUAUACUAUAGCCUUUGAGAACAGAGGCCUUUUUUCAUCCUCCAGUAAUUAUUACAUGAUGACAAACACCAGAGGGACAGCCGUGCUAGACAGUAAAAACAAAAAGGAAUCUCAUGGCACAUUCAGAACUUGGGGAGGGGCAGGGGGAACGAGGACAUCCAAUCUGUGAACGUUUAUGCCACAAUAAAUUCAGAUGGCACAAGGUUAUGUUGUGGAGGUCUGGGGAAAUUACUACACAUGUUCGAUUGAUAGCUUGGUAAAGGUUCAGGCUAAUCUGAUAAUUGUUCAAAAGUAAUAAACUGUAGUAUCGGUGAACUCA
Eublepharis macularius is the source of this 2400-nucleotide messenger RNA. RefSeq lists its product as uncharacterized. Bases 60 to 803 code for a protein of 247 amino acids. NCBI's taxonomy places the organism in Eukaryota, Metazoa, Chordata, Lepidosauria, Squamata, Eublepharidae. Gene Ontology annotation, molecular function: peroxiredoxin activity. The transcript is spliced from 5 exons. The record is from RefSeq and is a predicted model, not a curated record.